AUGGCACACACAACGAAAAUGGAGAGCAUCCAAGUUGUAGAAGAAUGCAAAAGCCCUACUGCAGAGGAAAUCAUAUCUUGGUCUCACAAUUUUGAUAAAAUGAUGAAAAGUCCUGCUGGAAGAAAUCUAUUCCGGGAAUUUUUACGCACAGAAUACAGUGAAGAAAAUCUUCUCUUCUGGCUGGCAUGUGAAGACUUGAAGAAUGAGCAAAACAAGAAACUGAUUGAAGAAAAGGCUAGGAAUAUAUAUGAAGAUUACAUUUCUAUACUCUCACCAAAAGAGGUCAGUCUCGAUUCCAGAGUUCGGGAAGUAAUCAACAGGAAUUUACUGGAUCCAAACCCACACAUGUAUGAAGAUGCUCAACUUCAGAUUUACACACUGAUGCACAGAGACUCGUUUCCAAGGUUUUUGAACUCACAAGUAUAUAAGACUUUUCUUGAGAGUACAGAAAGCUCCACUACUGACUCUUAG
Staurois parvus is the source of this 471-nucleotide messenger RNA. Lineage: Eukaryota; Metazoa; Chordata; Amphibia; Anura; Ranidae. The record is from the annotation of a GenBank genome assembly.